Messenger RNA from Staurois parvus, 280 nucleotides. The record is from the annotation of a GenBank genome assembly. NCBI's taxonomy places the organism in Eukaryota, Metazoa, Chordata, Amphibia, Anura, Ranidae.
UGCAGGGAUGACCAGAGACUGCGGACACAUGCAGGGGAUGACCAGAGACUGCGGACAACAGAAAAGGGAUGACCAGGACUGCGACACAGUGCAGGGAUACCAAAACUGGGGGAACAUGGGGGGAAUGACCAAACGGGGGAACAGUCAGGAAAGACCAAAGAACUGGGGUCCCAGAAACACCGAUCAUUCACAAAGCGUACAGCCACAUGCAAAGCCAGCUCGGGAAAGACUGUGAAGCGCUGGAGCGAGGAACAGGUAAGGCCCUGCAUGAAGACAACAG